CCAGGUGUUAAAGUCUGGAGGCCAGGAGAUAAAUAACAGACCCCGGAGAGGGACAGAGUGAGGGUGUGCUGGUCAUUUGGUGUGUGAUGGUGACACUGGAGAUGUUCUGAUGCUGUUUGGAUCCGUUUUGAGCAGAUCUGGGGGUUUUGCAAGCGCGCGGAAUUAUGAAUCACCUGUACAGGUUCCUUCUGUCUGCUGUGGUGGUUUGUCAGGCGGUUCCGUCGGAUUCAGGCUGUGAAGGAGCAGAAUGUGGGAAAGCUGGAGUCGCUGGAAAGCCAAAACAGCACGGAGAAUUCUUGAAUAAGUUCAAUGAAAUGAACACGCACACGCCGCAACGUCAGCACCAGAACGCCGAGGCCGUGUUACCGUUCAUAGGACUAACCGGAGUUGCUAAACAAAGUCGUACCUGCUGUAAGAACGGUGGAACAUGCAUUUUGGGAAGCUUCUGCGCCUGUCCGAAGCACUUCACCGGCCGGAGCUGUGAAUACGACGAGCGCCUCAGAGAUUGUGGUGUUAUUCCACACGGAGAAUGGGUUCAGAAAGGAUGCUCGUACUGCAGAUGUGGAUAUGGACUUCUGCACUGCUUCCCGCAUGUUUUCAGCAAAGACUGUGACGAUUCUCAGGAAGUUCAGUGGCACCGUUCAAGCUCCCCCAGAACACGGUCGUCUUCAAUCGGCGUGUUUGUUGCCUGUAUUUUCCCCUUUCUACUGCGAGUUAGUUUGCUUAACUAGGUCUCGUACAUCAAUGCUCUAGACUUAGAAAUAUAACACAGCAGAGAUGAAGAUGUUUAUUUCCUCUGACAUUUAGGGCAGCAUUUAUUGGUGGCACUGAAAUGUGUUUUGCUUCCAGUGGAAGUGUAACUAGCUGUGUUAAAAGCAACUGUUUAGUGAAGGAACAUAGGAUUUAUAUUGUGUGUGUGUGUGUGUGCACAGCUGAGCCAAAAUAACUUCUGUUUUUUUCUCUGUCUCUCUAUGAAUUUGUUAUACAAGAGAGUGCACUGGCUGAAAGCUUUUCAUAUUCUUCAUCUGUAUUGCUUUUAAAAUCUACAUGUUUUCUGAACAAUGAGCUUGUUUUAAAGUCAAGUUCUCUUGUCCUCAUUUGUGCUCGUCAGAGGAGAGCGAGGCAGAUAAUGCUCCGAUAGCCCGGCGUGAUUGUUGACCUUUCGGCUAUUUUCUCUUAUCUUCUAUAAACAAGUCGUCCGUCCGACCAAUCAAUCUCCGUGACUCUCUUGACCUUCUCCAGCUGGCCAGUGAUGUACUGUAACACUCUGUAUGAAUGAGUCUCAUCUAAUUAAAACGCCCAUCAAUAACCGA
Molecule: messenger RNA, 1313 nt
Organism: Carassius gibelio (silver crucian carp)
Lineage: Eukaryota; Metazoa; Chordata; Actinopteri; Cypriniformes; Cyprinidae
Product: cryptic protein
Exons: 6
Coding region: 165-731 (188 amino acids)
Source: RefSeq, a predicted model, not a curated record